Messenger RNA from Seminavis robusta, 1248 nucleotides. NCBI's taxonomy places the organism in Eukaryota, Bacillariophyta, Bacillariophyceae, Naviculales, Naviculaceae. The record is from the annotation of a GenBank genome assembly.
AUGGCAACCCAACAGCUGCAAAAGCCGCUGACCGGGGUCCGUGUUGUGGAUUUUUCGCGGGUUCUAGCAGGUCCCUUCCUCAGUAUGAUGCUGGGCGACCUUGGUGCAGAAGUCAUCAAGAUCGAGCAUCCAAAAAGGGGAGAUGACACUCGGGCAUGGGGCCCACCGUUUGUUCACGGCAUGGAAGACAAGGGAAUGAGUGCCUACUUUGCCUGCGUCAAUCGAAACAAGAAGAGUCUUGCAUUGGACUUGAAAGAUAAACGAGGUGCAGCGGUGGCCAAGCGGUUAGUCACUGAUCCCAAGACACACAUUGUCGUAGAAAACUUCAAGGUUGGAGGUAUGGGCUCGUACGGCCUGGAUUAUGCGACUGUCUCAAAGAUCCAUCCUGCAUUGAUAAUGUGCAGCGUAACAGGCUUUGGACAGACUGGGCCCUACAAGGACCGACCUGGCUAUGAUCUUGCUAUUCAGGCCAUGUCAGGUCUCAUGUCAAUUACAGGACAAGCAUCUGGUGAACCACAAAAAGUGGGCGUGGCUAUUUCCGACGUCAUUGCCGGCUUGUUUGCUGGGAAUGGAGUUUUGGCGGCUCUUUAUCAGGCAGAAAAGACUGGAGUUGGACAGCAUGUGGAUAUAUCCCUUCUGGAUACCCAAAUUUCAUCCCUUGUGAACAUUGCCAGCAACUAUCUGACGACAAAGCAAGUACCCACCAGAAUGAGCAAUGCACACCCAACAAUCGUCCCGUACCAAGACUGCACGGCAUCGGAUGGUUAUUUUGUCAUUGCUUGUGGAAAUGAUGGUCAAUUUGCCAAGCUUGCUUCACUAUUGGAACAUCCAGAAUGGGCCACAGACGAGAAAUUUGCAACAAAUCCAGCCAGAGUCAGAAAUCGAGAAGAACUCAUGGCUUUGCUCAAUACAGAGUUCUCGAAGCAAACUGCUACUAGUUGGGUUGAAAGGUUGCUGGAGGUGGGAGUUCCAGCUGCUCCGAUCAAUGACAUGGGUCAGGCAUUGAACGACGAACACAUUAGAGCCAGAGGUCUUGUGCAAGAAUUGACCUUCAAAGACGAAGCACAAAAUAUCUUGGGCUCCAUUGAGAUGGUUGGCUCUCCUCUCAAGCUGUCAGGCAGUUCCAUGGAACGAGUGGAAUCACCACCACCGUUUGUUGGAGAGCACACGGAAGAAGUUUUAAGAGAUAUUCUCUCCAUGGAUGAACUGGAGAUAGCCAGCCUCAGAGAUAGUGGCGUAAUAAGAUGA